Messenger RNA from Colossoma macropomum (tambaqui), 2434 nucleotides. RefSeq lists its product as uncharacterized. The transcript has 9 exons. Lineage: Eukaryota; Metazoa; Chordata; Actinopteri; Characiformes; Serrasalmidae. Bases 157 to 1134 code for a protein of 325 amino acids. The record is from RefSeq and is a predicted model, not a curated record.
CAUUGAUGUGGACAAAAUCCAUGGUCUACGUUACGACGUGCGCACGUCUCCCCGCCCACUCCUUGCAUGUUUCUCCCAAAAUGUGAAGAGCAGGUUUGCAGAAGUCAGCUGAUGGAGAAAUAGAAAACAAAAGUAGCUUCUCCAGAUUGGUACAAAAUGGACGAGAUUCGUCCAUUGUUGUCGCCUCAGCGGCUACAGAGCGUUGAUCUGCCUUCUCCAAACCUGCAGCCCAGACACAGAGACCUGUUACCAACACCAUGCGGACCAAUAAAGCGGUGGUCAGAGCUGCCGUGUCUAGUGAAGAUCUAUUUCUGCUUCACGCUCAGCUCCCUGCUGGCUCUCCUCAUCCUCACUGUGCUCAACAUCCAGAGAGAGAGUGUCAGUAAAGGCAGUGAUGACGAUGACCUCACGGUGUCCCUCAUCCAGCUUGUCAGCAUCCUGUUCUGCAUGUACUACAUCACACGGGGGGUGCUGCAGGAGAACAGGCAAGAGCUGAUUGUCUUUGUGCUGAGCGUGCUUGUGGUCAUGGUGCGCUCAGUGGUCAACUUCAGCGUGCUCACAACACACGACCCGCUUCUAUUGGUACGGUUUGUGUGUAUCCUGAGUGUGGGUUUGCUGCACGUGAUCUGCGCCGUGCUGCUGAUCCGGAGGCCCAACAUGAUGGCCUUCCGUGUGGGUGGAGCUCUGGAGAGCAUGCAGGAACAGUACUUCAUACUAAACCUCUGCUUCUCCAUGGUUACUUUUGACCUUCAAGCCCAGCUGUGCCUGUGCAUCCUAAUCCUAACGUCAGGCACCUCCAUUUCCUAUACUCACACUGUCAUUCUAGGAAUUGGAGUCGUCUGGGCCUGCUUCACUGCUGCCGCUGGAGCCAUUGCUGUUCUAAAAGAAGUGAAGCCCCUGGUUUGGAUUUUCGUCCUCAUGAACUUGCCACAGCUGGCUUAUUUCAUUUACCUACUUUACUCGAUCAUUUCCCAGUGGGGCCAGAGUAAGACAUACAGUCUGGAGGCUGCUGCCAUAACAGGCUGUGUGUUCUCGGUGACCAUCAAAAGCGUGCUGUUCCGGGGCCUGUACCGCCUCUACCGCAGCUUCGGCCAGGGUCUGCGUGAGAGAAUGUUUGCUUCAGACAAGCAAUGAGCACCUUUUGAAGAGGACUAGCGUGGGGACACUGCCACUGGGGCUAGUCUGUGAAGACUAUGACAAUGCCACAAAUUUGUUUUAAGAAUUGUUUUUAACAUGGACUAUUUGGCAGCUAGCACUGCUUUUCAAAGCUUACCUUACACAUUAUUGUAAAUCUGAAAUGCUUUUUCAGUGGAAAGGCCUUUCAACUGGCCAUAAUUAUUCCUUUUUUACUCCAUUGAUCAUCAAAAGAGGUUCGUUUUCAGACAUGAAGUGCAGGAGGUAAGUUAAGCUUAUCCUGCGAUUUGUACGUUUCCAUUUUAGAAGUUCAUGCCAGUUCAUGCCAUUGUGCCAAAUUUGUUCAAGUAGAGUGAAUGUGAUGGUGUUUACUGCUACAAAUGCACUGAAUGGAUUGAUUGAACAAUAUGUUUGAUCUUCCAGACUUAAACAUGUUCCCACAAUAACUUUUUAUUCCAAAUAACAGUUACAGACUCUGAAAGCACACAUACCAUCACGUGGCUGUCUCACCUAACUUUGUUAAAAUUUUGAGUUUUUGUAAAGUCAAUCAGCCAAUUGGCAGCAGUAAUAGAUAUGCUUUAGCUAUGUAGUUAGCCUAUCUGUUACUGCUUUAAACUUUAGGCUUUGCAAAAGUUUAGCAAUUUCUUUUAACCAGGCUUUUAAGUUGUAUUUUACGUUCAUGAACAUUAGAGCAAAGCGCUUUGGAUGUUCCUAAAACAAAAUCCCACUUAUUUUGUCGUUGAUAACAUCUAACUUUUGCACGCUAAAUUUGUAGAUUGCAUCCAGAAGCUGAUAUACACAUGCAUAUGCAUAUAGAUAUACAAAAUACCUAUACAUAAACAUGCACAUAUACAAUACAUAUACUUAUAAAUACAUCCAUAUGGCUAUUAAGUCAUUUCAUAAAGAUCUAAUGUGAAUUUGUACCUUCUUGAAUGCAAACAAAAGACCUCUCAGUGUAAAAAUGUACUGCUGGUUUGAAUCCCACUUGUGCCAGGUACUGCGUUUAUGACCGGAGUUGUUAAGAAUGAAACUGCUCAUAUUGUGUGAGUGAAAGGAUGUGGCUGAGUGACUGACCAGUCACUCGGACUGGGCUGUAUUAUCCUGCAGCAGAGCUAAGUAUGUAGAUUUGCUCUCAGAGCACCUUAAAAAAAUUUAUUUGCACUGGAGCUAUGAAGCUAAUGUGGCUAACAAGUAAUGGAACUCCAUACUUAAAGCAUCAGUUGCCUCAAACCAGGUCAAGUUGCAAAAUAAUGUGAACAUAUUUAUGUGGUUUCUGACAUGGUAUUACAUUUUAUAUAUA